UAAUGACUAGACAGUGACUAGAUUUUUCCGGUAUGUGGAUUAGGGUCAGAGCGGUGGCACGCACUUUCAAAGAUUAGAACGGAGGCUUCCAAAUGUGUUUUGCCUUAUUUCUGGUUUAGUGGAUGACGUUAGGAUAUAUGCAGACAAGGUAUGCCUCGCGAGAAGUUUACUUUAGGUCAUGAAAUGAAUGCAGGGGCCCCCUGCCUACAGUGUGGCCCUGUCAAAUGUGAAGGGGGAUUGGACCUGCAUUUCUGGAGAAAAAUCUGCAAGACGUGCAAAUGUAAACCCGAGGAACAUGAUAUCAAGACUGUGGAGGAGGCUGCACACAAACUGGUUGUACACAGCUUAUUUUCUAAAGACUCCCCCCAGGGACACAUCCGAGACUACUUCCGUAAACUGGAGGAAGCCAACAAGAAUAAGGGGCAGCAGUCAGAGUAUGCUAAACAGUAUGCAUGGGUUCCACCGGGUCUGCAGCAGGGUGUGUUGAUGAAGUACAUGGAGUCACUACCUCCAGAGGUUAAGCCCAAAGUUGGUAGUGAAGGUGCCAAGUAUCGCCGCAAACAGAUGAUGUACCAGCUUCCUAUUCAUGACCAUGAUCCAGAAUAUUGUGAUAAUCUAACUGAACCAGAGAAAGCCAGCAUGAGGCAGUUCUGUGAGGAUAGAAACCAGAAUGCUCUUGGGGUUGGUGAUGUGCGUGAAAAAACCAACCCUGUCUCCAAGUGGACAUGUUACAGAUGUGGUGGCAAUAUCAAUCUGGGGGAAAUCGCUAUCUUUGCAUCACGUGCCGGAGAGAACAAAUGUUGGCAUCCAGGAUGCUUUGUGUGUGCAAUCUGCAACAAUCUAUUGGUGGAUUUGAUUUAUUUUUUCAAGGAAGGAGCCAUCUACUGUGGAAGGCACUAUGCCGAGCUGUACAAGCCUCGCUGUGCUGCCUGUGAUGAAUUGAUAUUUAGCCGUGAGUACACCCAAGCAGAGGACCGCAAUUGGCACCGGAAGCACUUUUGUUGUUACGAGUGUGACAGGGAUCUGGGAGGUCUCUUGUAUGUGGCACGUGAUGGUCAUCCACACUGCAUGGAGUGCUACAACCGACUGUACGCGAGGAGGUGUUUUGAAUGCCGGGAAAUUAUCAACGCUGAUGCACAGAGGAUCGAAUACGAGGGGGAGUUUUGGCACGCGACAGAUGUGUGCUUUAAGUGUGGCAUGUGCAAGAGAUCGCUGAUUGGAAAGCAGUUCCUUCGCCAUCCUAGAAAGAAUCAGAUCUUUUGCUCCACGGAUUGUGCCAAAAGGUACUGAGCUGGGAAUAUAGAUUUACAAUGACCAAAGUAGCGACUAGAAGCUCUACUUUAAACGAACACAUUUUUCAGCCUGUAAGGGUGGUGAUUUUUGCGCAUGCUUUGAUGCUGAGUACGGCGUAGCAGCUGCUUGAAGUUGAAGUAGUGACGUAAGCUCUGUUACUCGUAUUCGUCGCUGUGCCGCUUGAUUUUCAUCGAGCGCUCAUUGAAAACCGCCCUCUACUCACGCCUCUAUAUUUUAAUUUAAGAAAGAAGUUGUUAGAUUUUAGUUGGAUCGUUAUGUAUCGCGAGACGAAGGGGUUCAGAAGUUGAAAGGAAAAAAUUGCCGUUAUUUUGCAGCCAAAGUUUGAAAAGAGUUCCUGGGAGGGUUGAAAGCUUUUUAAUUAUUAUAAGUGAUGAUUUUAAGGGCUGACACGAUUUCUGUUUUGUCAUGUUAAAUUAUCAGAACACCCUUCAAAUUUGCCAUUUUGACUGAACCCCAUUAAGAAACUUUCAAUUUCCUUAUGAAAUGUCCAGGAAAAUACCAUAUUUGCUAAGUUAUUAACCAUUUCUGCUUCGUUUCCUCCAAUGUCGGGUUUCUUACCAUUUGAAUGCCAAAAGAAGUAAAUUUCUCGUUGUGCGCGAUUAAAUUCAGGCGUUAGGUGGGCUUGCCCAAUGGCCAGUAAUUACAAUUAGAUGACUUCUGAAUGAGGCACGAUAGAAUCUUUGGAAAGUAGCACAGUGAUUUGAUUUUCGCUUUACUUCAGGUAGAACAAAGCAUCAAACGUUUUUUUUCUGCUAACCCGAGCAAUGUUCCUAGGUUUCUUCCAAUUCAUCAGUAUUUUAAGUAACUGACGCCUCUGUACGGUCUCCUAAUUGUAUUGUGGCUGUCAUAUUACAUUAUCAGUUAUUACAAUUAUGAAACUUUUCUGAUCGUUGUCGAAUUCACUUGCACUGGAGUUCUGUUCAAAACCCAAAUAAACAUGGGAAAUUAAUCAUACCUUUCAUUAA
Molecule: messenger RNA, 2279 nt
Organism: Pocillopora damicornis (cauliflower coral)
Lineage: Eukaryota; Metazoa; Cnidaria; Anthozoa; Scleractinia; Pocilloporidae
Product: testin
Molecular function (GO): zinc ion binding
Source: RefSeq, a predicted model, not a curated record